AUGAGUUUUCUAAGAAAAGAUAGGUCUAAAUCUGGCUUGUUCUCAAGUGGUCAAAAGUAUUACGAGGAACCGCCAUUGUCGCCAACGACCGAGUUUACUUCGUCUGAUGAAGCAUUUUAUAAUCCAUCAGGGUCUUCAUCAUUUAAAAACGGCCAGGGCAGAAAGAAAAGCAGGACGGAUAAUUAUUCAGAUAAUCAGCUGGAUGUUGAAAAUGAAAGCCAUACCCUUCAUAAUAGUCAUAACGAAGCAACUACUGCUAAUGCCAACGCUAAUGCCAACGCUAAUGCCAAUGCUCAUGCCAAUGCUCAUGCUCAUACUGGUGCUGCUGGUGCUGCUGCUGCAAAUGACGACGACGAUGGUGAUGAUGACGAUGGUGAAUGUUCACCUCGAUCUUCGAUAGUUUCUUUGACACAGAACCACCCACCAAGCAACAAUUUAAAAGAAAACUAUCGUGGAUUCCAUGCAAAUCGGAGGGGAAAAAGCAUUGGUAAUAUCCCGCCUCUACUCCACCCUAUAAAGCCCAAAUUCAAGAAAAAAAGCAGUUCCUUGUUCAAUAAACUCAUAAUUUCUCGAAAAGAUGGCAACGAAGAUGACGAAAACGAUAACAAAAAGGAACGGCUAUUGUCAACUUCGUCUGAAGCUUCAUCUUCUUCCCCACCUGCAUCUGCAUCCUCGUCACGAGCUAACUCAAUCACUAAUGAAGAUAUCCCUCAAGCAUUAUUAUCACAUCACCACCAGGGCACCCAAAACCAACAGCGCAAGAGCAAUUCCUCAACUUCAUCGAACCAUUCCAAGCAUAAAUUCAGAUUGCCCCAGUUGCAAGAUUACCAUCUUCACCCGGGCUCAGCGGUCCUGGCCCACCUGCUCCAGAUGACGCAACCAGAGUCGCCAUUGCCUCAAUUUACUCAAAAGGAAAGAAAGGGGUCCGAUUUCACCUCUCCACUGCCGGGAAACUCGCAUCGAGACCCGUCCUUUUCCUCGGCUCCUUCUUCAGCUCCAUCGGAUAAAAUGAUAUCUUUGGACUUGAAUCUCGACGAGAUACAGGAUAUCGUUAAAAAGGACGAAACCGUUGCUCCAAGGCAAAACUGGAAAGCGCCAGAUAGUUGGGACGUCAAGGCUCCUCGAAUAGAGGAAGAACCCAUUGAAGAGAUCAAGAGGGAUAUGGAAGCAGAUAUUGAACCCAUAGGUAAGACUUUGCCUCUGCUUUACGGAGCACGAGAGUCUUCUCAUACUGGCGUCGAGCCCACGCCAAGUCACAUUAUUCGUAUAUUUAAAGAAGACGGGACAUUUACAACCAUCUUGUGCCCCUUGGAGGCAACAACUUCGGAAUUGCUCGGAGUGGUGCAAAAAAAGUUCUUUUUGGAGUCAGCUUCCAAUUGUCAAUUGGCAGUUCAUAUUGGAAGCUGCGUCAAAGUGUUGGAGAGUUUUGAGAAACCAAUGAAGAUUCAAAUGGGUUUAUUACUCUUGAGCGGAUACAAGGACGAAGACAAUUUGAGAAUCAUUGGUCGAGGCGACCUUUCUUAUGUAUGCAGAUUUGUUGUUGAGAACAUCUACUUGCGCAGUUUGACGCACGAGGAAGAGAUGAUUUUGUCUAAAAACUAUGUCGAUGUCAAUAUAUCAUCGUUGAACCUCAAAAAUAUACCCAUCAUUUUCCAUCAGCACACCUACGAGAUUGAGAGGUUGAAUGUGUCGGAGAAUCCUUCCAUUUAUAUACCGCUUGACUUUAUACAAUCUUGUACAAAUUUAACCAGUAUCAACUCGUCUCGAAAUGGAAGCUCGAAAUUCCCAAUCAACUUUUUGGAGGCAACAAGCCUCACCCACCUCAACCUCGAGCAAAACUUUUUGGACGACUUGCCACCAAAGAUCAAUGUCUUGUCAAAUUUGACCCACUUGAAGCUCAACUCCAAUCAACUAACCCUGCUUCCAAAAUCUUUUGGUCAACUUACCCAAUUGGUCUCGCUUAACUUAUCCUCCAACUACUUUAAUCAGUACCCCGAGGCAAUAAAUGAUCUUCAAAAGUUGACCGAGUUGGACUUGUCCUACAAUGACUUGUCUUAUAUUCCCGAAUCUAUUGCCAAUUUGAAAGCACUACAAAAGUUGAACUUGUGCACAAACAAGCUCUCGCGAGCAUUACCACAUUUUUUUGGUGAGUUGAAAUCGUUGAAAAGAUUGGACGUUAGGUACAACAAGAUCUCCAACGUGGAUGUCCUCGGUCUCUUGCCGAGUUUGGAAGUGUUGUACGCCUCGCGCAACAACAUUUCUGGUUUCUGCGACCAAAUGGAGAAUCUCAGAUUGCUUCAUUUUGACAAGAAUCCCAUAACGGAGUUGAAAUUUCUCAACCCGCUGCAAAUGCUCAAUCUUUUGGACUUGUCCAAGGCCAAGAUUACCCUGAUUUCACCUGAUUUCAUUGACAAAAUCCCAAACGUUGAAAAAGUUGUACUUGACAACAACCACUUGGUCACCUUGCCCAAUGAAAUUGGCAAGCUCAAGAAGCUCACCCAUUUGUCAAUCUUUUCAAACAACUUGCAAAGCAUACCGGCUACCAUCGGUGAACUCUCAAACUUGCAACACCUUGAUUUGCAUUCCAAUAACAUCAAGUCUUUACCGACCGAGAUUUGGAACUUGACUUCGUUGACUUUGUUAAAUGUGGCGAGUAACAACUUGACUUCGCUACCAAAGCCUCCGUCUUUAGCCAAGAGGAUCUCAACCACUACUACCGCCAAUGAUAAUGCUGUUGCUUCUGCCGCUGCUGCCGCUGCUACAGAGAUUGAACCCCCGUCUGGCUCGUUAGCAGAUAGUUUAUCGAUCUUGGUUGUUGCUGAUAACAGGCUCAAUGACGAAUGUUUUGAGUCUAUUUCCUUUUUGGUCAACUUGACAUCACUCAAUGUUUCCUACAAUGAGUUGGUGAAUAUUGGCACCUUGCCUUCCAACUUGCGCGAUCUAUAUGUCUCAGGUAAUGAGAUUUCCACUUUGCCUGAUGAGUUGCCUCAAAAUUUAAAGUUGUUGUACAUAAACAACAACAAGUUGAUCACCCUUCCCGCAAAGCUCAGUCUGUUGAAAAAAUUGGCUCAUUUCGAUGGUGGGUCCAAUCAGCUUUACUAUAAUAUAUCAAACUACUUGUACGACUGGAACUGGAACUCAAACAAAAAAUUGAAAUACUUGAACUUGAGUGGGAACAAGCGGUUCCAUAUCAAGGAUGUCAAAAACAACCAGAAAGAGGAACUCAAUGGCUUUUUGGGCCUCAAGGACUUGAUAGUCUUGGGGUUGAUUGAUGUCACCUUGACCACGACUUCGCUUCCAGAGCAGUCGGUUAACAAGAGGGUGCGCACAACUGGUUCGGAAAUCGACACCAUCGGGUAUGGUGUUUCGGACACAGUGGGCGCGAGGGAGUUUGUUUCAAACAGAGACUUGUUUAUCCAAAAAUUCAGAGGCAAUGAAAAGGAGCUUCUCAUUUGCUCGAUUGACGGGAAACACGGUAUGCCUAACCAAGGGCACAGAAUCUCCUCAAUAGUGAAAAAUAUGCUUGCUGCCACUCUAUCCGACGAAUUGGCCAAGGUGAAUGAUGAAGACGACAAGGUUCCCGUGGCUUUGCGAAGAGCAUUUCUCCACUUUAACAAAGAAAUCAAUGGGACACUCUUGGCCAAGAAGAAUAAUGCCUUUGCUCCUGCUCCUCACCAGGUAAGCGAUCUAUGCGACGUCAACAUCAUCGACGAUGCUCAUAGCGGAUGCGCGGUGACUGUUAUCUAUAUUCGAGACAAGAAGCUUUACAGUGCCAAUAUCGGAGACAUUGAAGCUCUACUUUGCCAAAACAACGGAAACUUUAAAAUCCUCACAAAUGCACACAAGCCCACUAAUCGUGCCGAGUUUGAAAGAAUCAGGGCAGCAGGCGGUUAUGUCUCUGGUAGCGGGGACUUGGAUGGUGAGUUGGCGAUUUCGCGUGGUGCUGGCUUCUUUUCGUUUUUGCCUCACACACACUCUGGUCCCGACGUUGGCGAAAAGACUUUGACUGCUGCUGACGAUUUGCUUAUUAUUGCGACCAAAGUGUUGUGGGACUUUCUCACUUAUGAGUUUGCAGUCGACAUUAUCCGGCAAGACAAACACAAUCCCAUGGUGGCGGCGCAAAAGCUUCGAGAUUUUGCCAUAUGCUACGGGGCAUCGGAUAAAAUCUCGGUGAUUGUGCUAACUUUUGGAGAAAAGUCGAAAGAAAGCUCAUUAUACAAGAAUGUCGGACGCGAGGCGGAAUUUUUCGCCAAGAGAAGAAGGCAACAGAUUGGUGGCGACUCCAGUCUCCGGAGAUUGGAUAACGAGAUCGAGCCUCCCGUCGGUGACUUGGCUCUUGUGUUUACAGAUAUCAAAAACUCGACGUUAUUAUGGGACUCCUACCCUGUGCCAAUGAGAUCCGCGAUCAAGACCCACAAUUCAGUUAUGCGGCGCCAGUUGAGGAUCAUUGGUGGGUAUGAAGUGAAAACAGAAGGGGAUGCUUUUAUGGUUGCGUUCCCUUCGCCGACUUCUGCUUUGUUGUGGUGUUUUAACGUGCAGCAAAAUUUGUUGACCGCCGACUGGCCAACCGAGAUUCUUGAGACGGACCAGUGCUGCGAGGUGACAGAUGCCGAGGGCAAUGUCUUGUAUCGUGGAUUAUCAGUUCGUAUGGGAAUCCAUUGGGGAACACCAGUGUGUGAGCCAGAUAUUGUCACGGGAAGAAUGGACUAUUUUGGUCCCAUGGUUAAUCGUGCAUCGAGAGUAAGCGCGAUAGCCGAUGGUGGUCAAAUCGCGGUGAGCUCUGACUUUUUGGGCGAAAUGAGGGCGUUGAUGGCGAUCCACGACGACAUCAAAAGCAACAAAAAAACAAUAUCCGACGCUUAUCAUGGCAACUAUAGCGCCGGGAAAAUUAUAGAGCGAGAGUUGACUGCGAUUGAAGACCACGGAUCAAAUUUUUACAAAAUAGGAGAGCGGAAAUUAAAGGGGUUGGAGACGCCCGAGAUGAUCACCUUGGCUUAUACCAGUAGGUUGAAACUUCGUUUUGAGAUUUUCCAAAAACGCCUCGACGUGGAUGAAAGUCACAGCACUAGAGUCAUUGGCACGCUCCCGAUUGACUGCAUUACUGCCAUUGGCGGCAUCUCCUUAAGGCUUGAAAAUGUCCUUUCGUUCAUGAAUGGAGGCACGUACAUUUCAGAGUUGCAACAGCCGAAGACGCAGGACGUUUCGGUGAAGGACUUGUUGAAUUCUGUAACAAGAAUAGAAAACGCGGUGGCUACCUUGUUCUUGAGGCAACAAAUCAACGACAGCACUCCCGGUUUCACCAUGGAGUCGUUGGAUCUGGUGCUUACAUUGUUGUCUGAUAUUUUGAAAAAAAACAAAUCGUAG
Molecule: messenger RNA, 5364 nt
Organism: Lodderomyces beijingensis
Lineage: Eukaryota; Fungi; Ascomycota; Pichiomycetes; Serinales; Debaryomycetaceae
Source: the annotation of a GenBank genome assembly